GAAACAGCCAAGUUUGAGGCGGAUGCGGCUCUGUGGUGGGACGAGGAGCGAGGUCCGUUCGCUCCCCUCCACGCGAUGAACCCGACGCGCGUUGGAUUCAUCCGUGAGGCUCUCGCUCGACACUUCGACGGGGGGAUCGAGCCGGGGACUGGACCCCUGGCGGGUCUACGUAUCCUCGACGUCGGGUGCGGUGGCGGGAUCCUGUGCGAGUCCCUUGCCAGGCUCGGCGCCGACGUCACCGGAAUCGACGCGGCGAAGGGAAACAUCGCCAUCGCGACGGCUCACGCGGCGAAAGACCCCGGCAUGUCGCGGCGCGUCACGUACCACGCCACCACCGCCGAGGAGGUCGCGGCGGCCGGUGCCAAGUUUGAUGCUGUGGUCAGCUUGGAGGUUGUGGAGCACGUCAACGAUCCAGAGGGUUUCGUGCGGCAGCUGGAGGCGCUCACAAACCCAGGAGGAGCGGUGUUCAUGAGCACGGUGAAUCGCACGGCGCGUUCCUACGCGCUGGCGAUCGUGGCUGCGGAGAGGGUGCUGAGGUGGGUGCCGCCUGGCACGCACGAGUUCGAUAAGUUCAUGACGCCAGAGGAGCUCGCGGCUGUGGCGCACAGAGCGGGUCUGGAGGUUAGGGAGGCGGCGGGUAUGGUGUACACGCCCCCGCUGCCGGCGCCCGGGAGGAACGGCGCGGUCGCGGGGAGAUGGACGUUGUCUGGAGACGACCUGGCGGUCAAUUACAUCGUGUACUUGUCCAAGCCAAAAUAG
Molecule: messenger RNA, 759 nt
Organism: Micromonas commoda
Lineage: Eukaryota; Viridiplantae; Chlorophyta; Mamiellophyceae; Mamiellales; Mamiellaceae
Exons: 2
Biological process (GO): ubiquinone biosynthetic process
Molecular function (GO): 2-methoxy-6-polyprenyl-1,4-benzoquinol methyltransferase activity
Source: RefSeq, a predicted model, not a curated record